Molecule: messenger RNA, 4891 nt
Organism: Eublepharis macularius
Lineage: Eukaryota; Metazoa; Chordata; Lepidosauria; Squamata; Eublepharidae
Gene: IPO8
Product: importin 8
Exons: 25
Coding region: 113-3241 (1042 amino acids)
Biological process (GO): protein import into nucleus
Cellular component (GO): cytosol; nuclear envelope
Molecular function (GO): small GTPase binding
Source: RefSeq, a predicted model, not a curated record
UGUCGCAAGCCGGUGAAUGGCUCCUGUGUGGCCGAGGGGCUCGGCGAGGAGGGCGAGCAGCGGCAGCUCCUCUCGGUGGUGAGGCGGCGCCUCCCCACUCCGGACGAGGGCCAUGGACCCCAACCGGAUCAUCCAGGCCCUCAAAGGCACCAUCGACCCCAAGCUGCGCCUCGCCGCCGAGCUUGAGCUCAACCAGUCCUACAAGAUCAUCAACUUUGCUCCUAGCCUGCUGCAAAUAAUUGUUUCUGAUCAAGUGGAAUUCCCAGUGCGACAGGCAGCUGCAAUUUAUCUGAAGAACAUGGUUACACAGUACUGGCCAGAUCGGGAGCCACCACCUGGAGAAGUGAUAUUUCCAUUCAACAUCCAUGAAAAUGAUCGGCAGCAGAUUCGGGAUAAUAUUGUGGAAGGAAUUAUUCGUUCUCCAGACUUAGUGAGGGCCCAGCUGACCAUGUGCCUCCGUGCUAUAAUCAAGCAUGAUUUCCCGGGUCAUUGGACAGCCGUGGUAGACAAGAUAGGCUACUACUUGCAGUCUCCCAACAGUGGGAGCUGGCUUGGGAGUCUGCUGUGCCUCUACCAGCUAGUGAAGACCUAUGAGUACAAGAAAGCUGAGGAGCGAGAUCCCCUCAUUGCCGCUAUGCAGAUUUUCUUGCCUCGGAUUCAACAACAGAUGAUCCAGCUCCUUCCGGACAACUCCCAUUACUCGGUGCUCCUUCAAAAGCAGAUCUUAAAAAUCUUCUAUGCACUUGUCCAGUAUGCACUGCCACUGCAGCUGGUGAAUAACCAAACUAUGACUCAGUGGAUGGAGAUUUUCAGGACAGUCAUCGACAGAAACGUGCCUGCUGAAACUCUGCAAAUUGAUGAAGAUGACAGACCGGAAUUGGUGUGGUGGAAAUGUAAGAAGUGGGCUUUGCGGAUUGUGGCCCGCCUUUUUGAAAGGUAUGGCAGUCCUGGGAAUGUAACAAAAGAAUAUUUUGAAUUUUCCGAGUUCUUCUUGAAAACCUAUGCUGUUGGAAUCCAACAGGUACUCCUAAAAAUCUUGGACCAAUACAGACAGAAAGAAUAUGUUGCGCCGCGAGUCCUUCAGCAAACUUUAAACUAUCUGAACCAAGGCGUCCAUCACUGCAUAACCUGGAAGCAGAUGAAACCACAUAUGCAGACUCUCUGUGAAGAAGUGAUCUUCGCUCUGAUGUGUUAUAAAGAUGAGGAUGAAGAGCUCUGGCAAGAGGACCCCUAUGAGUACAUACGCAUGAAAUUUGAUGUGUUUGAGGAUUAUGCAUCCCCUACAACAGCAGCUCAGAUUCUUCUGUAUACGGCAGCAAAGAAGCGAAAAGAGGUGUUACCCAAAAUGAUGGCAUUUUGCUAUCAGAUCCUCACUGAACCCAGCGUUGACCCAAGGAAGAAAGACGGGGCAUUGCAUGUGAUAGGAUCUCUAGCAGACAUUCUGUUGAAGAAGAGUAUAUUCAAGGAUCAAAUGGAGCUGAUGCUACAAAAUCACGUCUUUCCGUUGUUCUUGUCCAACCUUGGGUAUUUAAGAGCAAGAUCUUGCUGGACUCUUCAUUCGUUCAGCACAUUGAAAUUCCACAACGAACUCAACCUGAGGAAUGCUGUUGAGCUGGCAAAGAAGAGCCUGAUUGAUGACAAAGAAAUGCCCGUCAAAGUAGAGGCUGCCAUAGCAUUGCAGUCAUUAAUAAGCCACCAGGAACAAGCAAAAGAAUACGUUAAGCCCUACAUUCGACCAGUUAUGCAGGAGCUGCUGCUUGUAGUUCGGGAGACCGAGAACGAUGACCUCACCAACGUCAUCCAGAAGCUGAUUUGCGAAUACAGCCAGGAAGUCGCAUCCAUUGCUGUGGAAAUGACGCAGCACCUGGCAGAGAUAUUUGGCAAAGUCCUUCAGAGUGAAGAAUAUGAAGAAAUGGAGGAUAAAACUGUCAUGGCAAUGGGAAUCCUGCACACCAUCGACACCAUCCUGACCGUUGUGCAGGACCACAAAGAGAUCACUCAGCAGUUGGAGAGCAUUUGCUUGCAGAUCAUUGGUCUCGUCCUGCAGAAGCACGUAAUAGAGUUCUAUGAAGAAAUCCUUUCUCUGGCAUACAGCUUGACCUGCCAUCUGAUUUCACCUCAAAUGUGGCAGCUUCUGGGUGUCUUAUAUGAAGUGUUUCAGCAGGAUUGCUUUGAGUACUUUGCAGAUAUGAUGCCUCUUCUGCACAACUACAUCACUGUUGACACUGAUACUUUAUUGUCGAAUCCCAAAAACUUAGAGAUAAUUUAUGCUAUGUGUAAAAAGGUGUUAACGGGCGAUGCAGGUGAAGAUGCAGAAUGCCAUGCUGCCAAGCUCUUGGAGAUCAUCGUUCUGCAGUGCAAAGGAAGGGGCAUUGACCAGUGUAUCCCACUCUUUGUAGAAGCUGUUCUAGAGCGUUUAACGCGAGGGGUUAAAACGAGUGAGCUUCGCACAAUGUGCCUGCAGGUUGCCAUAGCUGCCCUUUACUACAACCCCGAACUCCUUUUGCACACUCUAGAAAACAUCCGAUUUCCUCACAACCCUGAGCCCAUCACUGCGCAGUUUAUAAACCAAUGGAUGAAUGACACGGACUGUUUUCUUGGACUUCAUGACCGGAAGAUGUGCAUCAUAGGACUGAGCAUCCUGCUGGGACUCCCCAGCCGCCCCCCCGCAGUAGAUGCAGUGGUCGCCCAGAUCGUCCCGUCGGUGCUCUUGCUGUUCCUGGGCCUCAAACAAGUCUGUGCCACCCGGCAGCAUACUGAGCAUGAAGAGCAGGCUAAAGCCGAGAAGAACGAUACGGAAGAUAAUGAAGAGAUACAAAGUGAUGAAGAGGAGGCAAAUGAAGUAAGCCAGGAAAUGCAGGAGAACCAUGCUGGGAGUGGUGGUGAUGUUGGAGAUGAAGAUGACGACGACGACGAUGAUGACUGGGACGAUGAUGCAUUGGAAGAAACUGCUUUAGAAGGUUUCAGUACCCCGAUUGACCUGGAAGGGGGCGUGGAUGAAUAUCAGUUUUUUGCACAAGCGCUCUUAGCCGUACAGAGCCGAGAUGCAGCCUGGUACCAUUUGCUGACAGCUCCACUCAGCAACGAUCAGAAGACGCAGCUGCAGGAGAUCUGUGCAUUAGCCGAACACCGGAGGAGUUCCACAGAAUCAAAGAGGAUAGAACAGCAGAUGGGCUACACAUUUGACAACAAAGGACUGGCCUCUUCAUUUAACUUUGGCAGUGUUCCAGGCAGCAACUGAAAGGGGCUGAAAAUGCCAAAAAGACACUCUGCAGAAUAGUUCAGUAUUGCAUUUUAUUAUAAAACGUUUGUGACGUGAAUAGGCAAGGGAAGGUAAUUGGGUGCUGUGGAAGAUUUCCCCUUUGGGAAAGGCAGUUGUUGACCCUCUUCCCCCCUCAUUAGGACAUUCUUUCUAACCAGCUACUGUAAUGUAUAAAUUCUUGUGGUAUUUUUAUAAGUUGUUGGACUGAAAAGAAAGUAUCUGCCCCCAGCUCAUCCCACUAAGGAAACGGGGAAUCGGUCAUACGGAAUCGGAUUGAGUUAUGCUUCUCAGGUUUCUGCCAUGUGGAAUUGAAGGGGUCUUCUGGAUUAACUGUGCCUUCUCUUGGAUAUGGAUUGCCUGAACAAAAGAAUUUUGGGGUGCAUUGUAUUUUUUUUCUUUUAAAGGAUGGACAUUUGUAGGCGCAAUUCAGACCUUGCUUUCCAUGUUCUUCCAUUAUCUUCCUCUGGUGAUGAUUGUGUAGCUGUGUAUCAUCAGUCACAAGCCUCACAUCGUUGGCUACAAAAUCUUUCUGCUUCUCUAGCUGUCUGUAUUGAACAUAAUGUCCACACUAUCAGGAAUGCCCCUUGGAUUCAUAACACUUUUCAGUGAACAACUUGAAUAACAACUCCUUCACUUUGGCCCUCAAUAUUGACCAUGCCAUAGGAGUCCUUUAAAGCAGUCGGUUUCCAGCAUUCUUUCCAUUUCAACUUGCCUGCCAUGGAACUUGUCUUACGUUGCAGAAGAUUCUAGCGUGUGCAUGCAAAAAAGUCGGGCCUGUUGAGUUUCAUCAUUAUGUUUGCAAGCUCAUACUAUGCUCUAGAAUUAUGCCUUCAGGCCGCCGUUGUUGGAGAAGAUCCAAAGUUGUAGGUCAUCUGUCUGUCUGCUGAAUCUGUGUCUGCUGUUACUGACCUUCUCUUUGAAGAAAUCUGAAGGUUCCUUUGAAAACAAGUUUGAAAAACCACUGCCUUAAUGGAAAUGAAGGCUUUGUGAAGCUUCAGAAAUCAAGUUUGUAGAAGUCGCAGUUACGCUUCGAGUUGAGCAGAUUCAGAUCUCCAACUAUUAUCAGUGCUGGUAUCUAUUUCUUGAUGUGCCAGUAAUCAAACCAUGGGCUUUUGAAGUGGUUGUUGACUUCAUAGUUACAUGUCUUUGGACAGAAUUGGAUUCUAUGUUAGGAUCCUAUGAAGCCCUUUUGCUUAAGUUGCAUCACUAUCCUAUUUUCAGCCAUCUCAGUGGUAAAAAAUGUAGGCUAUAAAUAAGUGGUGAUAAAUCUAGCUCCAGUAUCCAGCUACUGAGCGAUGAGCAGAACUGUAGAAUGACAGUAGCUAGAAUAAAAUGACUUACCUUGCAUAAAGCCUGGGUGGGUCCUAAUGAUUGGAGGGGGUGGCAAAGUUGGCAACUGAUUAAGUUCCUGGGCCACUGGUUGCCCUGGUCUGUCCGUCUGCUCCAUAGCCUGUUAUCUGUCACAGAUCCUAACGGCAGAUGCUCCUGUGUUUCUCCAAUAGUUGCUCUUUUUAAUGAAGCAUAAUAUUUUAGCCUUAUCAGUUUUCCAGACACAUUUGAAGACUGCAUCUCAUGAGCUAUUUUGCAUUUAUGUACAGCUGCUUAUAGAAAAUACAGGAAUGCUGUCAA